GAAGAAUGAGCCAUGAUCAAAAUUUCACCUUUUUUUUCCCAGCUUUUUCGGGUUCCCUGUGUCAGAACGAAGCGCAAAGCAUGAUGGAUGAUGAACGAUUAGAGCACGUUUUCCAAGAUGGCGAAGCAUCAUCCAGAUUUGAUUAUGUGCAGAAAACAACCCGGUGUUGCAAUCGGAAGACUCUGCGAGAAGUGCGAUGGAAAGUGUGUUAUAUGUGAUUCAUAUGUGCGUCCUUGUACGUUAGUAAGAAUAUGUGAUGAAUGUAAUUAUGGCUCAUAUCAAGGACGGUGUGUUAUAUGUGGAGGUCCUGGUGUAUCAGAUGCUUACUACUGUAAAGAAUGCACAGUUCAAGAAAAAGAUAGAGAUGGUUGUCCAAAAAUUGUCAACUUAGGAAGCUCCAAAACAGAUUUAUUCUACGAAAGAAAGAAAUAUGGAUUUAAAAAGCGAUAGUCUCUUAGAUUAAAAAAAAACGUAGCAACAAUAAGAUUGCAGCAGCUACAUCUGUGUAUUAUCUAUCAAACUGUUGAAUCAAGCUGCAGAACCAAUAUUCCAUUCAUUGUGUCAAGUCAUUGGAUAAUGGCCAUCACACUCCAAUGCUCCAUCAUCUUUUCUGGCACUCUCUGGAACAAUAUUUAAUAUGUUAUAUUUUUGUGAAAAAAAUCUCAAAACUACAGAAAAAUUCAAUUCCAUUUGAUAAGGAAAAGUCUAUAGAUCCCUUGCAUGACCUUGCAGCUCAUAAGAAUGCAGCUACAUCUGGAGGACAAAUACAUCAGUUUAUUGUAGUUCCCUAGAGAGAAAAGAUUUUUUUGGUGUCCUCCAGAGGAAGCUUCUUCAAUGUCGAAUACAAGGAGUGUAUAAAUAUUUCUGUCACUUAUUCUUGUUGUGCAAUCCACAUCAUGAAUAAUUGCAAAAAAAUAAACUUUUAUGGAAACUGUG
This is a messenger RNA of Exaiptasia diaphana, 936 nucleotides long. Its product is annotated as PHD finger-like domain-containing protein 5A. Gene Ontology annotation, biological process: mRNA splicing, via spliceosome. Bases 118 to 450 code for a protein of 110 amino acids. Gene Ontology annotation, cellular component: U2 snRNP; U12-type spliceosomal complex; precatalytic spliceosome. Lineage: Eukaryota; Metazoa; Cnidaria; Anthozoa; Actiniaria; Aiptasiidae. The transcript is spliced from 4 exons. The record is from RefSeq and is a predicted model, not a curated record.